AGCUACGAACGACCAGCAAGUCAAGAAGCUAUCACGGCCGCCCGCGCAUUUCUCACUGAAUGCGCGCACGCCCUAAUCCCAGACAAGGAUGCAGAUGGUCUCUGCUCCGGGCUCAUCCUCCACCUUACUUUCCUCAACCUCGGCCUCGUGCCGCCCCUCCUCUCCGUACACAUUGUCGCCAAAGGCUCCAACGUGCACGCUGUAUCCAAGCGCACCGCUAUCGCCCACCACGGUCCAUGCUACACCAUCCUCGCUGACCAGGGCAUCUGCGCACGCCCGCCGAUCACCGAUGACGCCACCAUGAGGACGCUCAUCGUCGACCACCACCUGAGCGACGUCUUCCCCGAGGGCGCACAGGUCCUGUCCGCUGCGCGCUACGAGCCCGUGGCCACGUCUUCCACGCUCGCACAUAUCCUCUGCCGACCACUCGUACUUGCGGCCUAUGGAUCUGCCGAGAUCAGUGAACAGCUGGAAUACCUAUGUGUGAUGGGGACAAUGGACGACCGAGGCACCACAUUUCGCUGGGAACCGCCGCUCCAUGAUAUGCGCGACUGCAUCAAAUGAUACUCGAAUAAGGUCCUAAACGAAACGAGGCCCUCAUGAACGCUCGGCAGUGUCUUCAACCACUCACCAUCACGACAUACGUCAAUUCCACUGACACAACAACCAGCCCGCCGCACUGCGCUACGACGUCCUUUCCGCCUGGACAGCGCUACUCAACACCUCCUCCCCGCACGACCUCGUCUCCCCCUCCAUCCCGCACGCCCGCCGUCUGCACGGCGCGUCGAGAAGUGCGCGAUGAGACACAGCGCUGAGCACACUCUGCACCGACGUUCUCAGGUCAUGGGCGCGUCGCGCUCAUCCG
Messenger RNA from Laetiporus sulphureus 93-53, 865 nucleotides. RefSeq lists its product as uncharacterized. NCBI's taxonomy places the organism in Eukaryota, Fungi, Basidiomycota, Agaricomycetes, Polyporales, Laetiporaceae. The annotation marks the transcript as partial. The record is from RefSeq and is a predicted model, not a curated record. The transcript has 2 exons.